GUCUAUAUAUACGAACGUGUACACGAUCUUGCAAUCCAAAUCAACCACAACCACCCACCGUCCCACCCCAUCCCAAGCGCUUCUUUCAAAAAGGAAGAGCAGAGAAAGAAACAAGCCAGAAAGCCUCGAGUAAGGUGAGCCAUGGCCUCAGCAACGUUCAUAGAGGUGAUCCUCGCCAUCAUCCUGCCUCCAGUAGGCGUCUUCCUGCGCUACGGCCUCGCCGUGGAGUUCUGGAUCUGUCUCUUGCUGACCCUACUGGGGUACAUACCGGGGAUCAUCUACGCGGUGUACGUGCUGGUGGCUUAAGCAGGAGCCUGCUGCAGGUCCAGCCUUGGACGCGCCAGCGGCUGUGCAAGAGCUAACAGAUGCUUUGUUCAGAGAGCAUGUGUUGAUCAGUUCGUGCUUGUCUAUGUAUGUAUUGAUUGAGUAUUGUGGAUUUUUGUUUGUUUGGAACUCGGUAUUGUUGACAUGUGAUGAGUGUGCUUGUGAUCUUAAAUUUAAAGUAUUGGACGUCGAAA
Messenger RNA from Hordeum vulgare subsp. vulgare (domesticated barley), 518 nucleotides. Its product is annotated as low temperature-induced protein lt101.2. The coding region runs from base 142 to 306 and encodes 54 amino acids. NCBI's taxonomy places the organism in Eukaryota, Viridiplantae, Streptophyta, Magnoliopsida, Poales, Poaceae. Gene Ontology annotation, cellular component: membrane. The transcript is spliced from 2 exons. The record is from RefSeq and is a predicted model, not a curated record.